CCCUGGAUAACAACUCCAUUCUGGAAACUCCUGAUCCUCGAGGGCUGCUGGCUUCAGGAACCAUGGCUUGAAGUACCUUCCAACCCAUGCCACAGAUCUGACCCCACACAGAGUCUGUCUGAGGUUGAGAUAAACACUGGCACUAUUGGAGGCCUCACCACCUACCUUCCCCGCCCCAGGGUGACCUAUCACGCUCCUUCAGGACCUCGAAGCAGGGCGUUUCCAUCUUAAACUAACCCAGGACUCUGCCUGCAUCUGCUUAGUGCAGAGGACACACCAACCCUGAAGAGUGUGAGGCAAGCUCAGCACCUUUGGACUUGAAGAUGGCCCCUUCUCAAACCAAUAAGGAGCUGAUUGCUGCGGGAAUAAAAGAAUUUAAUGUUCUGCUGAAUCAGCAGGUCUUUAACGACCCUCUUAUCCCUGAAGAAAGCAUGGUGACUGUGGUGCACGACUGGGUGAACUUGUACACCAACUAUUACAAGAAGCAGAUGCUUGGGGAGCAGCAGGAACAGGACAGAGCUCUCCAAGAACUCCAGCAAGAGCUGAGUACUUUGGGCAGUCAGUUUCUGACCAAAUAUAGGACCUUUCUCAAGUCCCGAGAACCCCUAAACAGCACACCGCCUUCCUCAUAGCCUAAAGGCUCAUGGUAUCUCAUCUAAGAACCCUG
This is a messenger RNA of Onychomys torridus (southern grasshopper mouse), 667 nucleotides long. RefSeq names its product alpha hemoglobin stabilizing protein (gene Ahsp). Lineage: Eukaryota; Metazoa; Chordata; Mammalia; Rodentia; Cricetidae. The transcript has 4 exons. Bases 324 to 632 code for a protein of 102 amino acids. Gene Ontology annotation, cellular component: cytoplasm. The record is from RefSeq and is a predicted model, not a curated record. Gene Ontology annotation, biological process: protein folding; erythrocyte differentiation; protein stabilization. Gene Ontology annotation, molecular function: hemoglobin binding.